Messenger RNA from Chelmon rostratus (copperband butterflyfish), 1131 nucleotides. RefSeq names its product coiled-coil domain containing 33 (gene ccdc33). Lineage: Eukaryota; Metazoa; Chordata; Actinopteri; Chaetodontiformes; Chaetodontidae. The record is from RefSeq and is a predicted model, not a curated record. The coding region runs from base 1 to 1131 and encodes 376 amino acids. The transcript has 10 exons. Gene Ontology annotation, cellular component: peroxisome.
AUGGCAAUGAUUGCGAAAAUAGCCAAGUGGUCCCAGAGCACAGCAGGUGUGACUGUCAGGCUGCAGCUUCAGGAGGAUGGUUACGACCUCCCAUCACGUGAUGCCCUGGCACAGAUCCUAACAAAUUACCCCCACAGCAAACGAGAACAGCAGAGACCAGCUGAGAGGCUGCAGGCCAACAAGCUCAAAAGAGACCACACCUAUCACGUACAUCACCCACAUAAGCGACCCCCUCUGCAUGACUAUCAGGACGUCGCCUACAUGGCAGAGAUCACUGACCACCAAACUAAGGAGGUGGAAAACUAUCGUUCAGCCAUGAGCAAGAUGGCGGAUGACAUCAUAGCGCUGAGGACUCAGGUGCUGAAUUUGGAGGCAGAAAACAGCCAGCUCCACGCUGAUCUGUCUCUGCACCGGGACCUUGGACGAGACCUGCUGGAUGACACAGACAUCGACGUCAUGACCAAGGCUGAGAUUGCUGACCGUAUAGCCUCUCUGAAAUUCAAGCUGGCCAGUGAGACCAGUAAAGGUGCCUCGCAAAGAGACAGAAUCCAACAGCUGCAGAAUGACCUGAUCAAGAAGAAUGACAGUGAGAAGAUGCUGCUAAGACUUCAGAGAGAUCACCAGCAGCAGCAGGAGGAUCUGCAGCGGCGGCAGAGUCGCUUGGAAAAGAUGGCGACUUCGGAGGCCACGGUGAAACAUCAGGAAAAGAUCAUUGAGAAGAUAGAGAAAGCAUUGGACAGCAAACUCAGAGAAAAGAAUAAACAGACUGGUGACCAAAGGCUGGUGUUGAAAAAGCAAAGAGAUGAGACUGGCCACAGAAAGGAAGCGAGAGAGUCGGCCCUGGCAGCAGAAAAUACUCGUCUCAGAGAGGAGCUGGAGAGGAUUCAGCAGCCCGACCUGAUCAUCACACAACAGACAAAAGACACCCUGCCGCUCAAGGAGAGACUCAGUUUACUGAACAAACUGGAAGCAGCUGAGACAAGAGUCCAAACACUGGAGGCUCAGCUGGAGGAGAACUCUAAGUUAUGGGGGAGACAGAAACAAGAAAUGCUGACCAAACUGAGUGAGCACAGGCACGGCUUUGUCCGGACGUCCACCACAAUCCUUCAUAAUGUUCCUUCGGUCAGCUGA